UGUGGCGAGGGAACGAUUAACUUGAACGACCAUUAACUUGACCAGACAUCAACUAACAAGUGCCGUACCUAAUUACGUUACCUUUAGUACCUCUUCAACUUACCGCAGGCUUUGGACAAAGCGAACAUGACUGUCGAAACUGAAGACGUCGCCGCCCCGCCGUCAAUCGCAUCCUCCAUGUCAAACACACCGCCGCAAUUGACCCUGCCGCAGCCGACCUCGCCAACGCCUACAUCACCAGCCGAGGAAGAGAACGACGGCGUGGACCAAGUCGCCGACGGUGAAGUCGAGGACGAUCCCCUUGGCAGCGAUGAGGCAUCCACCGAUUUCACCGACCCGGCUGAUCCACAGGAAAGAAUCAUUGAGAUGCACAACCCAGAAACAGCUGCCCUACUGGCCCAAGUAAGCCAAAUAAUGAACGCAAGCCACCAAGACUUUUCGUUUGCAUGCGGCGGAUCAGUGCCCAUUGCCCUGCCCGCGGAAACAAGCGAGACCGAAUCCCAGAGCAGCAGCGGCAGCAGCAGCAGCAGCCACGAGAUCGCCACGACCGCCGCCUCCAACCCCGUCACCAUACGAUGGGAUCCCCGAGACCCAUCCACGCCCGCGGCGAGGUGCAAGCUGACCUUCCCCCUCGACUCUUCGGGGGACGAGCACCAGGCAAUGGACGGGCUGCUCGCCAACAUGCUGCCGGCCACAUUUGGGCUGGGAGGCAAGGACGUGUACGACGAGUCCUACCGCAAGGCCGCCAAGCUCGACCCGUCGUCCUUCUCGACCAAUUUCUCGCCCUACGAGACCGGCAUCAUAGCCACGGUGGCACAGAUGCUUCUCCCCGAUAUCGAAGGCGACUUUGCCGUCCGUCGAGCCGUCAAGGCCGAGCUGUACAAGCUCAACGUGUACGAAGGCCCCUCGGGCCAUUUCCACGCGCACGUAGACACGCCGCGGUCGCGGUCCCAGUUUGGGUCGCUCGUCGUGUGCCUACCGGCAGCACACGAGGGCGGUAUGCUCGAGGUCCGACACAACGGCAAGGCGAUGCAGUUCGACUGGUCAUCAACGGCUAGCAACAACAACAGCGACGAAGGUGACGACAACGGCGGCGGCGGGGAUCUCGCCGCCACCAUCAAGUGGGCGGCCUUCUACAGCGACUGCGAGCACGAGGUGUUCGAGGUGCGGGCCGGCCACCGUGUCACGCUAACGUACAACCUCUACGCUGUCUCCGCCGACACCACGCGGUACGACGCCGUGCGGGCUAUCACGUCGCCCCUCGUCGGCCAUAUGAACGCGCUGCUUGACAACAAGGACUUUAUGCCCGAAGGCGGCUAUCUCGGCUUCUACACGACGCACGCGUACGCGCACACGAGCGACGACUUCGACCCGUCCUCGCUCAAGGGUGUCGAUAUGGUCAUCUGGCAGGGGUUUCAGCGGCUCGGGUGCGGGGUGUGCCUGCGGCCGAUCCUCAACGCCGACUGCUGGAACCCUGAGGACGCCGAGUUGAUCGUCGGGGGCGAGGACUUUAGCAUGCACAUCAGCGAGUGUGAGCUCCGGGACCGGCGCGAUCUAGAGGGAAUUCUCGACGAGUGGGACAAGGACGAAGACAUUAAGCAUGACGACAUCGCGUGGCUCAACGAGCCGGGCAACACCCAGACCCAGUUAAUUUACACUGCUUACGGCAACGAGGCAUUUGCGACGGCAUUCUACUCGUGGUGCAGCAUCAUCAUCGGCGUGCCGCCACAUGGCGACGAGGGCAGGAUGGCGCUUGCAGAGCCGUAUGCGUGAUCAAUAAAUACGCAUGAGACCGAAGGGACGUGGAAGUUCAGAGAUCAAAGCUACGGUGGCACCAACUCAAAAAGAUUAAACAAUUCAAACACAAGUCAUACCGCCUUGCAUAAGACUGAUGUUUUCCAAUUAUGCGACCGCUUUCAGACGCUUUUUACCCUGCUUCUCAAUGGGUCUAGGCAAUUAGCCUCUAACAAGGUUCUAGAUUAUAUUCUCAAGCUCUCUUCUUUUAUUUUAUUUUUUCUAAUUUACUCAUUCAUUUCUUAGCGGAUGAAAUAAAUGAUCUUUCGGGUCAGAUUUAGGUAUGCCGAGCGGAAUUUCCACAGUUGAAUAUAGGCUCUGUCAAGUCACGGUGGUGGUACAGUCUAAUUACAGUAAUUGAGUGAAACCUUACC
Molecule: messenger RNA, 2168 nt
Organism: Lasiosphaeria miniovina
Lineage: Eukaryota; Fungi; Ascomycota; Sordariomycetes; Sordariales; Lasiosphaeriaceae
Exons: 6
Coding region: 127-1773 (548 amino acids)
Source: RefSeq, a predicted model, not a curated record